AUGACUGCAUUAGAAAUAAUGGAUCCAAAAAUGGAUGGUGGUAUGUCAAUUAAAAAUCAUUUUCAUCAACAAUCACAAUCACAAGAAAAAAAUUUAACACUAACCAUCGCUCAAUUAAUCGAUCGAAAACAAUUAAAAAUUGAAAACUUUUCUAAUUUAGAAUUAGUCUAUAUUUUUGAUCAACUAUUAUCAUCAUUUCAUAUGUGGUUAGAUGGUCAUAGUCUAGCGUUAACCGUUUUUACAUGUUUAUAUUUACAUGAGCCACAUAUGAUCAAAGAUAAUAUAUUACGAACAAUGGCUAUUGCCUAUUUGAAACUAAUUGAUUAUAUACGAGAUCGAAUUAUAUUGAAAGUUGGAAUCUAUGAAGAAGAAGACUUUAGUGGAACAUUGAUAUAUAAUUUUAAAUUUUAUCAAGAUUCAAUUAAAGAACAACAAUGUAUUAAUGAUAUGAAAAAAUGUGAAGGUGAUCUAGCAAAAUAUUAUAGAAAAUUACGUCAUUUGUCUGAGACAACAGAUGUUAGUCAAGAUAUGCUUUAUACACAACAAUUAACAAUUAGAAUGAAAUUUUUAAGACAAUUCUAUCAAAUAUGUUUAAAAUUUAAUUAUGUAAGUCAAACGGGUGAACAAACACAAUUGAAUGGAGAAGAAAUAUUAAAACUGUUAAAACAAACAACGGAAUGUUUACAAACAAUACAGCCAACAGUAUUAAUCAAUGAUCAAGAAACAGAUACUACAGAUAAUAAAACAACAAUCGUUAAUGAUCAAAAACUUGAUACAAAUUCAUCGGCUAGCAGUCCACUUGAAGAACAAACGAAGUCAGUACAAUCUGAUUUAUCAACUACAAUACUUUCCAUCUCUCCAUCAUCGAUUGUUGAUUUAGAAUAUACAUUUGAUCCAUAUUACAAUUAUCGUCAAUUACCACCAGCUUUCAAUCGUUUUAUACGCUAUUUAGUACCGUCAACAAUUGUUUAUAAAACAUUUAAUGAACUAUGUGAACAUAUUCUAAAACUAUUAGAAAUAACUGAUAAAAAAACAUUACAAUUAUCAUAUGAAUAUUUUAUUGAAUAUUCAACAUAUUAUAAACCUACACUUUUUAUUCGUUCUCUACUACUUUUGAGUUAUUUACCGUCUGCUCAAGGCCAACUAUUAUCUGGACGUAAAAUAUUUGGUCAAUUUGUAUUUAGUGACUAUAUUAAACUAGAAAUGAAAUCAUUUAUUCUUCCACCUAUAUUCGCAUUAAAAUAUAUUCAAAUUGAUCAGACUACCUAUGAUAUUAUUGAAAAUUUUUUUCAACGAUCGGCUGUGCCAUUUUCAGAUUUAUUCUAUUCUCUAUGUAAUAAUCGUGCACGAACGCGAGAAAAAUUAUCAAAUUUAUUAGAAGAAUUUAGUGUAUUACAAGAUGCAAGUGAAAAAUUAGAUAAUUGGUUACAAAAAUUUAUGUUAAAUAUAUUUGAACAACAAACAAUAAAUAACAAUCAAGUGAUAACGACAAUUGAAAAGACAUCAUAUUUUUUAAAUUUUAUUCUUCAUUGGACACUAAGCAUUAUGGAAUAUUAUAUUUAUUUAGGAUUUGAAUUAGAUUUAUAUUCAAAACGUGAAUUAUACGAUCUUUAUUUUUAUCUUGCACAAAUUAUUCUAUUUACACAUAUAACCGUUUAUACACGAGCUGAUUAUAUUCUAACAAAUACAGAAGUAUUUUUUCAACAAUUAAAUAAUCCGACAACAGUGACAACUGGUAAAAAACAACAAAAAUUACAAAUCUCAAAUCGCUUUAUACGUCAAUUAAUCGAUAAUAAUCCUCAAAUGAGUGGUGAUAUAUUAAAUAUAUCAACAUCAUCAUCAUCUUCCUCUGACAUCACUUCAACAAAUUCAAUUACAAAUGUUGACAAUCAAAAAAAAUCAAAACGAAAACAACAAAUAACAACAAAUGGAACAGUACCACCUACAGCAAUGAAUGGAAUCUAUAGUAAUAACAAUCAGCAUUCGUCUCAUUAUGAAAAUGAACUCAAUGUAUUACAAGGACAUUUUUCAAUGUGUACAGCAUUACAUCGAUGUUUAAAAGCAUUAGAAAUGGAUGGACGGUUAAAGUUUAAGAAAACAAAAGAUGCCAGUAGUGAUUUAACACCAUCACCAUAUUUUUUAAAAGAUGAAGUUCGUUAUCAUCAUCGUUUUAUGGCAUUUAGUAAUUUAUGUGCACCACACUAUAUGAAAUAUCAUGAUUUUAAAAAUAUUCAACAUUUAUGUGAUAGUCGUCAUGGCGUCAAUAAUUUGUAUCAAGAUUCUGUUGCUCAUUUUCAACAAGCAAAAACCUAUUUUGAAACAUAUCUUAAUCGGAUAACAUUAAAACAUUCAUCAUCUAAAACACCCUUAAAUCGUACAUUUACAAUUGGUUUUACAUCUGUGCAAAAUGUUGAAUCUUAUAUUAAAGUAGCUAUAAAAAAUAUGAUUGUUGUACGGCUGUUGGCUGCCGGUCAUAAAAGAGGUGAAAUUAUUGAUUUUGAUUUUAAUAUAAGUUCACAUUAUCCAAUAUUAAAACUGUGA
Molecule: messenger RNA, 2541 nt
Organism: Didymodactylos carnosus
Lineage: Eukaryota; Metazoa; Rotifera; Eurotatoria; Philodinida; Philodinidae
Source: the annotation of a GenBank genome assembly